AAAAAAAAAAGAAUAACUAAAUUCUUUCAACAAGCUAAGUAAAAAUAGGUGACAAAAUGAUGUCAUCUUUGUAAAAUAGAAGAGUAUCGUCUUAGCAUUGAAAAUAUUGCGACUAAAAAAAGCAUUGAUAUCAGCUGAGAAAAUGAAAAUGGCAGAAAGAAAAUAUGCAUAUUAAUGUGUAAAGAUGAACAAGCACACAGAUGACCAAACUGGUCAAUGGGAAGAAAACGAAAAAGGAAAGAGGGAUUUUUUUACCGUAAGACAGGAAAGUGCAAUCUUCCAUCAAAGCAGUUUGUCAGGUCAAAAUAUAUUCGCACUGGGAAGUCAAGCAUGAAAUCUAACCCAGAAAUGUAACUAGAUGGCUUUAGUACCAUGUUCGAGGGCGAUGUCGGUGAUACUGGUGGGCUAUCACAGCGGUAGAAGUAGAAUUGAAAUUAAUAUUAACAUGCACUUAAAGAGUAAUCAUACGAUGUCACCCACAGCCCGUAUCAAUCUCAAUCCCAAACUGAGAGCAUUGUGUAGAGAGAAUCGGUUGGAGGAGGCAGUAGACAUUGUGCUUACAACCCACAACCCUCCUUCAGACUGUAACAUAUAUCUUCAACUACUGAGCACCUGCAUUGCCAAGAAUGCAUUUUCACAGGGAAAACAAAUCCACUCUCUCAUCAUUGACAGGGGAUUUGCAUUUGCUACACUUCCAUUUUUUCAAAAUAACAUUAUCAACUUGUAUGCCAAAUGUGGUAGUUUGUUAUUUGCACGUAAAUUAUUUGCCGAAAUGACAGAACGAGAUGGCUUCUCAUGGAAUGUGAUCAUUGCAGCUUACCGAAAACAUGGGUAUCCUCACGAGGCGUUGUCACUAUUCCAUCAAAUGCAACUAACAGAUGUUCAACCCAACCAGUUCACCUUUGCCAGCAUUCUUCCUGCCUGUGCCAAGUUACGAUCUUUGGAAAAGGGCAAGGUUAUCCAUCAAAACAUAAUCGAAAGCGGAUUUUUAUCAGAUGUUGUAAUUGUGGGUGCCUUGGUAGACAUGUAUGCAAAAUGCGGAAGCAUAUACAAGGCACGGGAACUGUUUGACAAAAUACCACAGAGAAAUAUAGCCACAUGGAAUGCUAUGAUUGCAGGAUAUGCACAAAGAGGUAUUCUUGAUGAGGCUUUAAAACUUUUCUAUGAAAUGCCUCAACGAGAUGUGGUCUCAUGGAACGCCGUGUUUGUAGGCUAUGCACAGUAUGGCACUCUUGACGAGGCUUUAAGGUUAUUCAACGAAAUGCCUCAACGAGACGUGGUCUCGUGGAAUAUGAUGAUUGCAAGAUAUGCACGAAAUGGUGAUUUUGACAAGGCUUUUAUGCUUUUAAAAGAAAUGCCUCAACAUGAUGUGGUCUCAUGGAAUGCGAUUAUUGCAGGAUAUACACAAAAUGGACCUGUUGAAAAGGCUUUGGAGACUUUCAAUCAAAUGAAAUUGGUAGGUGUUCAACCAAAUCAGUUUACCUUUGCCAGCAUUCUACCAGCCUGUGCCAAAAUAGGAGCUUUGAAACUAGGUAUUGACAUCCAUCAAACCAUAAUGGAAAGGGGUUUUUUGUCAGAUGUUGUAGUUGUGAGUGCUCUGAUAGACAUGUACGCAAAAUGUGGAAUUAUACAGAAGGCUCGGGAACUAUUUGAUAAAAUGCCUCAAAGAAAUGUGGUGACGUGGAAUGCAAUGAUUGCAGGAUGUACUCAAAAUGGUUUUCUUGAUGACGCUUUAGAGCUAUUCAACAAAAUGCCUCGACGAGAUGUGAUCUCUUGGAAUGCUAUGCUUACAGGAUACGCACAAAAUGGUGCUCUUAAUGAGGCUUUAAGGAUUUUUAAUGAAAUGCCUCGACGAGAUGUUGUCUCAUGGAAUGCGAUGAUUGCGGGAUAUGCACAAAAUGGGCGUGUUGAAACGGCCUUGGAGACUUUUAAGCAAAUGCAGUUGGCAGGCUUAAAGCCAAAUCCUGCAACUUUUGCCAGCAUCCUUUCAACCUGUGCCAAAAUGGGUGCUUUGAAACAGGGUAUGGAAAUCCAUCGAAGCAUAGUUGAAAGUGGCUUUUUUUCAGAUGUUGUAGUCGCAAGUGCCCUGGUAGACAUGUAUGCAAAAUGUGGAAUCAUACACAAGGCGCAGAAACUGUUUGAUAAAAUUUCUCAAAGAAAUGUUAUCUCAUGGAAUGCGAUGAUUGCAGCAUAUUUACAAAAUGGUGUUUUUGACGAGGCUUUAAAGCUUUUCAAAGCAAUGCCUCAACGAGAUGUGGUCUCAUGGAAUGCGAUGAUUGCCGGAUUUGCACAAAAUGGGGUUCUUGAUGAGGCUUUACAACUUUUCAAAGAAAUGCCUCAGAGAAAUGUGGUCUCAUGGACAACAAUGAUUGCCGGAUGUGCACAAAAUGGCAUUCUUGAUGAGGCUUUUAGGAUUUUCAAUGAAAUGCCUCAACGAGAUGUGGUCUCAUGGAAUGCGAUGAUUGCAGGAUAUGCACAAAAUGGGCUUGUUGAAAGGGCUUUGGAUACUUUUAAGCAAAUGCAGUUGGCAGGUUUUGAACCUGAUGAAUUCACCUUUGGCAGCAUACUUCCAGCCUGUGCCAAGAUGGGAGCUCUGGAACAGGGUAUGGCCAUUCAUAAAAGCAUAAUUGUAAAUGGACUUCUGUCGGAUGUUGUAGUUGCGAGUGCUCUGGUGGACAUGUAUGCGAAAUGUGGAAGCAUAAAGAAGGCACGUGAAUUGUUUGAUAAAAUGUCUCAACGACAUGCAGUCUCAUGGAAUGCUAUGAUUGCAGGAUAUGCAAUGCAUGGCUUUCAUAAGGAUGCACUCAAUCUCUUUGAACUAAUGAAGAAUUCUGGAACAUACCCUAACCAUGUAAGCUUUGUUUGUGUUUUAUUUGCAUGCAACCAUGGAGGUUUAGUGGAUAUCGGGUGUAAAUAUUUCAAUGACAUUAAUGGUUCUUAUUGCAUUAUGCCUACAAUUGAUCAUUAUGCAUGCAUGGUUGAUCUUCUUGGCCGUGCUGGCUAUCUUGAGCAAGCUUCAAACUUUAUCAUCAAAAUGGCAAUCAAACCUGCAGUGGUCGUAUGGAUGUCUUUGCUUGGAUCUUGUAGAUCACAUAAGAAUACAGUGCUAGGAGAAUUUACAGCAACUCUCCUAUUUGAGCUGGAUCCUAAAAAUGCCUCACCUUAUAUUCUUCUGUCAAACAUCUACGCAGAAAUGGGCAAGUGGGAUGAUGUUCGCAAAGUAAGGAGAUUGAUGAAAGACAAAGGAACAAAAAAGAUACCUGGAUGUAGCUGGAUUGAAGUCCAUAAAAUGGUACACGUGUUUUGUGCAGGAGACAGAUCACACCCACAAACACAGGAAAUCUAUGCAAAACUGGAGAACUUGUCAUUGGAGAUGAAAGCGGCAGGCUAUUUUCCAGAUUCAGAACAAUUACUGAAUGAUGUUGAGGAGGAGGAAAAGGAAUUAUUCCUUGGACACCAUAGUGAGAAGUUAGCAAUUGCAUUUGGAUUGUUAAACACAUCCCCUGGAACAACUAUUACAGUUGUCAAGAACCUUCGAGUAUGUGUUGACUGCCACACUGUGGUUAAGUUUAUCUCCAAGAUUGUUGCAAGGGAAGUUGUUGUCAGAGAUGCGAACCGGUUCCACCAUUUCAAACAAGGACAGUGUACUUGUGGAGAUUAUUGGUGAUCCUAAGUAAAGCAAGCUGUAAACAUAGGUUUGCACAAUGACAGGGUGUAUCAUGACGGACAUGCAGUGACAAGGAGGAAUCAGGAAGUCGGUACAUCUCUGGAAUGAAAAGCUGGAGGGAAUGAAAAGCUGGAGGAGGUGUAACAUUGGCAAAACAAAACGAGUGAGGCAUGCUAGAAGGAAAUAGAAGUUACCCGGCCAGAAAGUAGAUAGAUUGAGAAAGAUAUUGCAGUUAUAGAUUAUAACCAAGCUGGAUACUUUCUCAGGAGCUAUAAAUCGAACAAAUGCUAUUAAAGAUUAAUUUCUAGAUGGCAAGAUAUGAUUGGAGAUUUCCAUGUGCAGCAGACCUAGCAAAGGGCAUUGGAGAUUUCCAUGUGCAGCAGACCUAGCAAAGGGCAAUGGAGAUCAAAUUCCACAUGGCCAAGUUGAAGUCUAUUUACAAACCUUGACGACAACUAUAUUAAGGAAUUCUGUUUACAAAUCUCAAUAACAACAACAUAAAGCUUCUUGAGUUUUCAUACAGUUUUAGGGCAAACUUUUCUAAAGGGAAUGCAAUGUAUAAUGUUCAAAGACUUAAAUAAGCAGCGUGGCCAACCUUCGUCAUUUU
Messenger RNA from Cryptomeria japonica (Japanese cedar), 4274 nucleotides. Its product is annotated as pentatricopeptide repeat-containing protein At4g02750. NCBI's taxonomy places the organism in Eukaryota, Viridiplantae, Streptophyta, Pinopsida, Cupressales, Cupressaceae. Gene Ontology annotation, biological process: RNA modification. The transcript is spliced from 3 exons. Bases 359 to 3667 code for a protein of 1102 amino acids. The record is from RefSeq and is a predicted model, not a curated record. Gene Ontology annotation, molecular function: protein binding; RNA binding; zinc ion binding.